AUGCGGUUUCUCAACCGCCUCGUGCCGGCUCUGCUGAGCCUCAAUGCGUUUCUGAUCCCGUUGAUCAGCUCAGCGCCCACCAGAAACCCCUUUGAUCGUGCAUCGCUGGACGAGCGAGGCUAUGAAGUUCUCUCUGGGCAGACAGCUCGGCCCUUACAGGAUACUGAUGCAGUCGCUGAUUCUUUUUCAUCUUUGGCCCCUCGAGCGCCAUGGGAGAUUGGAAAGAGAUACAAAGAAUAUCUCGACGCCCACCCUGCUGCCGAACUCCCGAUUCCCAGGGACACGCCUGAAGGCAAAAUGGCCCUCAGGAGCUUGUCCGGGCGCAAGAUCUACUGGGACCACAAGAAAGGGGAGCAGUGGACAGUGGUGAUGGACUGGGAUCGAAAACUGGGCCAGGGAGGUUUUGGAACUGUGUACAUGGCUCAGCUCUACAAAUCCAAGAGCACCAGUGGGGAAUCAGAGACUGUCGCCGUCAAGAAAUCCAAUGAAAAGUUCGGCCGCGUGAUGACCGGGGCCAAAUUGCAGAUGUCGAUCAACGACCGCAAUGUGCUCAAAGUGAUCGAUCGAUGGGUGAUCUUCGACAAAAAAAAACCCCAGUUCGCAUAUAUGGUCAUGCCUAGAGCGUCCGGGGGUGAUUUGACCGACAAAAUGCUCGACCCUUCCUGGGAUCAAUCGAAGAUCGACAAGGCCAUCAUGAAAGCCACAAGUGGGUUGAUGAACCUCCACGAGAAGGGGAUUUGGCAUCGCGAUAUCAAAGACGGCAAUAUCCUUCUCGACGGCAAUGAGCCCAAGAUCGCGGACUUUGACUUCGCCAUCCAAAUGGCCCAGGGCGCCAAAUCUAACGACUUCAGGGGAGGUACCGCUGGGUAUAGAGCCCCGGAGUUCCUCAAGUUAACCGAAUAUACCGAAAAGAUCGAUGUCUUUGCGAUGGGCAUGACGUGGCUGAGAAUGUCGGUUCCCGGUCUUCGCAACCGGCUGGCCCUUGAAGCAAUCUGGAGGUCCUUCAUAAACCCUAGAAAUGGGCAUGAGUGGCUUCUUCCAGAGGAUAUCAAGGGCAUUCUCGAGGAAAAGUUUCCGUGCUUGAGUCCAGAAAUGGUGGAAAUCUUGUCAGAAGAUGUGCCGCAAAGCCCUGGGAGAUCCAAUGCCGUUUUUAUCUCCGGGCCCCACGAUACAGGCUCCAACCAAGCUUAUUUCCACACCUACUAUACACUCCGGAUUGACCACGCCAUCUCCCGCAACUAUAACUUCGUGAUUGGCCCACUCCCCUACGGAGUAGACUCAGACGCCCUCGCAUAUCUCCUCAUUCGCUCAGUAUCUCCCCGAAAGAUCACUAUCUUUCUGACCCCGGCUGAACACGAGGCAUGGGGCAAUAAAUUUCAUGCUUUGGGGGUCAAUACCCACCAAGUCGAGGGGGAAUCUGCCAUUGACCGAGAUGCGGCUAUGACUCGGGCUAGUCUAUAUGAUAUCCUGCGCGUGCGCACCCACGGCGAAGCACAGGAACAGUACGGAAAGCUCUGGGAAAGGGGCUAUGUUACCAACACGGAGCGCAAUUGGAAGAGACGUAGGGAUAUUCCCGAAAAUAAGGCUGUUUGCCCGGAGGAGAUCAAUUUUACGAUGGGGUUUGCGUCGGACUAUGAUUACGACGACAGUGACAGCAGACAGGAGCAAGUGAAGACUGGCUGCUUUACGCGCCCAGUAGCCAAAAUAGUCUUGGUAAAGCAGUAUAUUGGGAGGCUGGUCGCCAUGGGGUAG
Molecule: messenger RNA, 1752 nt
Organism: Penicillium alfredii
Lineage: Eukaryota; Fungi; Ascomycota; Eurotiomycetes; Eurotiales; Aspergillaceae
Exons: 3
Coding region: 1-1752 (583 amino acids)
Biological process (GO): mitotic DNA damage checkpoint signaling; protein phosphorylation
Cellular component (GO): cytoplasm; nucleus
Molecular function (GO): protein serine/threonine kinase activity; ATP binding
Source: RefSeq, a predicted model, not a curated record